Molecule: messenger RNA, 656 nt
Organism: Nerophis ophidion (straightnose pipefish)
Lineage: Eukaryota; Metazoa; Chordata; Actinopteri; Syngnathiformes; Syngnathidae
Product: cytochrome c oxidase subunit 5A, mitochondrial-like
Exons: 5
Coding region: 90-515 (141 amino acids)
Biological process (GO): mitochondrial electron transport, cytochrome c to oxygen
Cellular component (GO): mitochondrial inner membrane
Source: RefSeq, a predicted model, not a curated record
ACGCGCAUAACCGACAUGUGACGUCACAGUGGAGCUCGGCUUCCUGCAGCAAAAUCUGAGCGGCCCGCGCAGCUUGUCUGUCCCGCAACAUGUUGAGAGCAGCCGCCCGCCUCUCUCUCUCCGGCCUUCGCAGUCCGGCCCCAACAAAACCCAGGUGUCAAGCUCUGUUGGCGUCAAGGUGCUAUUCUCAUGGGAAACAAGAGACCGAAGAGGAGUUUGACGCCCGCUGGGUCGCCUACUUCAACAAGCGAGACAUUGACGCAUGGGAGCUGAGAAAAGGGAUGAACACACUGAUUUGUUACGAUCUGGUACCUGAGCCCAAGAUUCUCGAGGCAGCACUGCGAGCUUGUCGGAGGUUAAACGACUUGGCCCCUGCCAUCCGAAUUCUGGAAGCUGUGAAGGAAAAAGCUGGGCCACACAAAGAGAUCUACCCAUAUCUCAUUCAAGAACUGAGGCCAACUUUAGACGAACUGGGAAUCUCCACACCUGAAGAGCUUGGAAUUGACAAGUUAUAAAUGCCAUGGUGGUGCUUGUCCUCAGAUUACACAAUCGUUGUCCCUACAUGUUUGCCUCAUAUGUCUAUUUAAUUUGACCUUUAUUACGUUAUUUUGCUUGUAAAAUAUUAAUGAACCUAAUAAAGGAAAAUUUACCUGUAA